Molecule: messenger RNA, 3871 nt
Organism: Clarias gariepinus (North African catfish)
Lineage: Eukaryota; Metazoa; Chordata; Actinopteri; Siluriformes; Clariidae
Exons: 6
Coding region: 163-3519 (1118 amino acids)
Biological process (GO): protein ubiquitination; Notch signaling pathway
Source: RefSeq, a predicted model, not a curated record
UUUCCUUUCUGCACCACACACACUCACACACACACGCAGAGAGAGAAUACAGUGUUUGAAUGGGUAAGGGAUAAACAAAGGGCAAACAAUGCGGCACAGUGGUCGAAUAAAGAAACAGAGGACAUCUGAUUGAGCUGUGUUUACCUCAGGAGCCGCUUAAUAAUGUCAUUUAACUCAGACACGAAGCAGAUGGCGGAAGUGAGACAUACGGUAUGCGUGCGAGGGCUUCCCGCCGAUAUGGAGCGCGAGCGGCUAGAAGAUAAGCUUAUGAUCCAUUUUCUGCGCGAGCGGAACGGAGGAGGAGAGAUCUCAUCCAUCAGCAUUAAGGCAGCAGAUCCAUGUGCCGUCAUCACGUUUGAAGAUAGCCGAGUUGCUGUCAAUGUGUGCAGUCAUAGUCCACACAUUUUAGAGGUGGAUGGAAAGCUGUAUGACCUUUCUUUGAGUUUUCCUGGGCAGGAGUCAAUGCACCUAAACAAGGCCAUACUUGAUAUGUCUGUGACAAUAGAUUGCAAGCGCUUGCCAUUGGGUGAAAAAACUAUAAAAACUAUCACUGAACAAUUUCCAGAUCUCACUGUUAAUUACAUUAAGCCUCAGAGGCACUGCACCCUAAAAGGAUGCUAUACGGAGGUUAAAGAAGUGGUAUCAUACUUGACAGAGCUUCUUGUAGACUUUGAACCUCCACAUGAGGAAAGUGAUAGAGUCCAUUUACAUCAUAAAGAAAAAGACGACCCUUCAGACCAAUCCCAUGGACCUCACUUUGGUGGAGAUGUUUCUUUGCAUCACGAAUAUUCAAAUGUAAACGGUGUAAAAGAAUCACAGGCACAAACACACUCUGAUGAGAAGUUAAAAGACUGGGUAGAUGCAGUAAGUGUGGAGGCACUUUCCUUAAUUAUGGAGGCAGAUGUAUUUGCAUAUCUAUGCAACAGAAGUGAGAAGUACCAGAGUAUAUUGCAAAACCAUGGCGUCCAUGUGGUUGAUGUCACAUCUGCAGGGGUCACCACACUGUAUUUGCAAUCCAAUGCAAACGGCAAAACUGGGUCAAAAGCAGAAAAACACCUAAACCUUGCCCGCAAAGAGCUAAGUCAACUUUACCAGCAGGUGGAGGGUAAUUUGAGAAGAACUCAGAUUCCAAGAAGUGCCCUUCACCUGGAUGGAGAACAAACUGCAGCAUUUAGGGACGUAGAGUCAAUACUGCCCAAAGUGCUCAUCAGCUAUGAUCAGACCCAUGUUUAUAUUGUAGGUGAGAGCAGUGAAGUCUCCCAGGCCAAACAGAUCCUGCAGUUUGGUUCCCCUAAUGAGAAUUUAAGUGCAAAGCAAGAAAUCUCAUUUCCAUCAUCUCCUUCGAGCUCCUACAUCCCAGUUGCUGAAUCAGAGACAAUGCAGAUGGUUGUAGUAAAUAGUGAAAGCAGUACAAUUACCCCUAAAAUGAGAGUCUCUGAUGCUGAGAGAGGAGUAAGGACUGGGGAGGAAUACAGACUGGCUGCUCGAUUUAAGAACUCUGACAUGGGCUUACUGGGGUUUGGCCAUAUAGAAAGAGGAAGAUCAAAAGAGUGCCAAGAUUUAACCAAACCCAUUCAAACAUUACCACUGGGAUCAAAUUCCGGACCAAAUCUAUCCACAAAUUCUUCAAUUGUUAAUGCAGUUGCAGUCAAUAGUGACCAAAACAGGACUUCUCAGUUUGGUGCUUUUAAAUACACUGGUGUAAAUAAUGUGGAAGAUGAUAUCGUGUUUCAGACACCAUCCCUUACAGGCACAUUGAAAAACAGUGGUCAGGUCUCAAACAGAGACAAAACAAAUUCUGUAACUGUUACCUCCCGAGUGGCACCUACAUUCAUAACUCCACUUAACACACCUGUGAAUGAUCUUACACGGCUUGAGAAACUGCCUACAGGACCUACAAUAGACUCUACACCCACCUCUACUUCUUCCUUACGAAGGGCAAAUAGUUUUUCAGGCCAGCUAUUACAAAAACAGAUGAUACCGAAGACUGUAACUGACGAGAAGUCAUGUCUUGCAACAAAUUCUUUUAGGAGACCCAGAUCCAGUAGCCUAAAUAGGAUGUCUGCACAGGCACUUAAAAGCAGCACUGUAUCAAAGGACAUCAUUGUACCUACACUCAGAUGGAGUUAUAUAAAAGAGGCUUACCAGUCUGAUCUAAAGUCUCUGCUUUCUGAUUUCCAAGUGUCAGAGAACCACAUAGACAAGUCUAAGACCAUGGUUACUCUUAAGGGAUCAGCAUCAUCCAAGGUUGAAGAAUGUCAGCAUGAGCUUCAAAAGCUAGUUGAUGGGAUAGGUUCAGACUUUUGUGUCCAAAAUCUUAAACUGGCAGAUCUUGGUGUGACUGAAGGCAAUGAUAUGUUGAAGGAAUGUUGCUUGAACAUACGCUCACACUUCAGCAAAAUUGUACUGCAGUAUGUAAAGGAUGCCGUUUUUCUGAUGGGACCUAAAUCUCAGUGUUUUCAAGCCAUUGAAAUGCUAAAAGAAUUGUUUACUAAUGGAUUAUCUCAUUCUCAAUCUUUGGUCAAUACCUAUGCCCAUCACGGGAGUAUAGAUCCAAGUCAAGCAAAUGCAUUAGCUAACCAGACACUAAUUAAAAGCAGUGGUCAGAUUAGACCAUAUCAGACCAAAGCUAAUAGUCAGACUGCUGCAAAGGACAGACUAAAAGGAUGCAAAUUUGAGUCAGUGAGUGCAAGUUAUGUGCAAUCACCAAAGCUAGUGGCCAAGGAUACACUUAAAAAAGCUUCAGAUUUGGAAAUAUGCAAGACCAGCCUAUUACCUGGCAAAUUUUCUGAGAUAAGUGGAGUGCCGCUGGGACCGAGGGAUGACUGGCAGAAGCCUUCAUCACUCACAGUCCAGAAAAGCCAAAAAGCAACUACUCUGCCUUUGAAACAGACCAACUUCCCAGUCUGUAAACAGUUGGGAACGUGUGUGUGUGGAGAGAAUGGUACACCAACAAGCUGUGGUGUUGUUCUCUGCUCCAACUGUACUCUACUUCAUGCUCAGUGUACAGAAUGCACUAGAAUGAAUGAAGGCAGAAAAGCUUCAAAGGAAACGCAAGUUCAUCCACUCAAAGAGGAUCAGAAUACAGAAGAGCUCAAAGCAAAAGAGGCUGGCAAAAGACCAAAACAGGAACAAGGCAUUCAAGGUACAAUGAGGUGUACGGAGUUGUCAGUGAAGCUGCCAGGCUUUGAGCAAUACAGAACAGUCAAGAUUACCUACUCCAUACCUGACGGCAUUCAGGGAGAGGAACAUGCUAACCCUGGACUACCAUUUCAAGGAGGUGUAUUUGAUGCCUAUUUGCCACUCGUUUCAAAGGGGCAAGGCUUAUUGAAAUGCCUUGAGAAAGCAUUUAAACAAGGGUUUACCUUUACCAUUUCCCCAGGAGAUAAAAUAACAUGGAGCAGAAUCCCACACAAGACCAAAAUCACAGGAGGCAGGAGUGGGAAUGGAUAUCCUGACUCAACAUAUCUUAAAGACUUGUCUGAGGCAUUAAGGGCUUGCGGGAUUGAGGUGGUUUAACUGACAAUAAAGUGAAAGUUUGAUAUCUUGACUUCAAUCGCAACCCCAGGCUUAUGUUUUUAUAAUAACAUUUAUUUAAAAUCACAGUUUCAAAGAAUGUAUGGUCAAGUCAUAAUCACUAUUGCAUAGUUCAGUAUUAAGAGAAAAUUUUAAUGGUUGAGCACCUGUGAAUUUUUUUAUUUUUUAUGAUUUUCUUGUAGUUAAUAUUUCUUAUGGUCUUAAUUGUUUAGUGACCAGUAAGUAAUUAUUUUUGUAUUAUAUUGUAUCAUUUAAAUGAUUAUAUCAUCUGAAGGUAAUUUUAUACUAUUAUAAUAAACUCAUUUUUAUAACUGAAAUCAAAUUUUUAAGAACU